Messenger RNA from Polistes canadensis, 3551 nucleotides. Its product is annotated as RCC1 and BTB domain-containing protein 1-like. The record is from RefSeq and is a predicted model, not a curated record. NCBI's taxonomy places the organism in Eukaryota, Metazoa, Arthropoda, Insecta, Hymenoptera, Vespidae. Bases 222 to 1826 code for a protein of 534 amino acids. The transcript has 10 exons. Gene Ontology annotation, molecular function: protein binding.
AUCUCUACAAUUGUUAUAUAUUUUAUAUCAUGGAUACGUGAUCAAAGAAUUUUGUAUAGUAAGGAAUUUUCAGUUCUCAUUGUAUUUUGUUACUUAGAGGUUUUAUCUUCCCCUUCGCAAUGAAUCACUGUGAAGGUUAAAGUGUUUACAAAGUGACAUUAUAUUAAAGUUUGAGCAAAAUUUUAUUCGUUAACAAAAAUUAUAUAUAAUACAUAUAUAUAAUGUCUUCUUCUGAUUUAAAGAAUUGGCCAAUUUUUAGCUUAUUAGAAGCCAAGUUUACUGCUAAUAUUCGGAUGGUCGUAGUAUAUGGUAAUUUAGGAAAUGAAGCUUUAAUUGUAACAAAAGAUAAUAUGGUGUUUGGUUUGGGAUGCAACAUUACUGGUUGUCUUGGAACAGGCGAUGCACAUAGUACUCUUCAUCCUAAAAAAGUAGAAGCUCUUUGUAACAAGGGUAUUAAAACUAUUGCUUAUGGCAGUGGUCCUCAUGUAUUGGCGCUUACAAACAAAGGAGAGGUAUAUUCUUGGGGACAUAAUAAUUUCUGUGAAUUGGGUAAUGGAUCAUCGAAUCAUGGAUUGGCUCCGAAUCAUGUAGGAAUGCCUUUGAGUGAAAAAGUUGUGAUAGACGUUGCGUGUGGAAGUCAUCAUUCUCUUGCUCUAACGGAUAAAGGAGAGGUUUAUGCAUGGGGACAAAACAACUGUGGACAAGUAGGUAGUGGACUCAGUUCUAAUCAGGGUGUACCACGUAGAAUAAAUUCUGCUUUAACUGGUAAAAAAGUUAUCUCCAUUACAUGUGGACAGACUUAUAGUAUGGCAGUUACAAAUAAUGGUGAAAUUUAUGGAUGGGGUCAUAACGGAGUUGGACAAUUGGGAAAUGGAAGUUAUGCUAAUCAAUUGAAUCCAUGUAGAGUGGCAGGUUUAGUAGGAAUAAUUAUAGAAAAAGUCGUCUGCGGUUAUGCACAUACGCUAGCGUUAAGUGACGAAGGUGUUCUUUACGUUUGGGGGAGUAAUAGUUAUGGUCAAUUGGGUCUUGGUAAUAAAACAAAUACUUGUGUUCCCAUGAAGUUAUUUGUAAAAGAAAUGGGAAGAGUAUCUGAUGUAGCAGCAUUACAUUAUAAUCAUAUAAGCGUUGCAAUUGGAGAAGGAAAUAGAGUUUUUAUGUGGGGUCAAUGCCGUGGACAGAGCAUUACAAUACCGACACCUACUCCAUUAGCAAGUUUGCAUGAUGCACUGGCUUGUUAUGCAUCACCAAGCGUAAUGCAUCGUCCAUUAUAUCUUUAUGCAGCAGAAGAAAUAAGUAUCGUAGAUUGUAUGAGAGAGGCAUUUAAUGAUUCUACAACAAGCGACUUGACGAUACAAGUAGAUGGUAAAUCUAUUUAUGUUCAUAAGGCUGUAUUAAAAAUACGAUGUCAAUAUUUUAGAACUAUGUUUCAAGAGGCUUGGGCAGAAAAUAGUCAAAGUGUUAUCCAACAUGAUCAAUUUUCUCAUGACGUUUAUAAGUCAUUUUUGAAAUAUUUGUAUACAGAUGAAGUCGAUCUUCCUCCUGAAAGUGCAUUAGAAUUGUUAGACUUAGCAAAUGUAUAUUGUGAAAUGCAAUUGAAAAGACGAUGCGUUCAAAUAAUUAAACAAGGAAUCACUGUUUUAAAUGUGGCUUUUUUAUAUAGUACAGCGAUCGAGUACAAUGCUCAAGAGUUGGAAGAGUUUUGUUUUAAAUUUGCAUUAAAUCAUAUGACUGCGGUAAUACAAACACCAAAUUUUGCUAAAUUAGACGAUAUAACAGUGAAAGCAUUUAUAAUUAAAGCUGCUAAAUCAGGAGCUUUUAAAACAUAAAUUUUGUGAUAUAAAGGAUCUUGUCAUUACAAUUGUAUAAGUUAUAGUGUAUUAACAUAUUAACAUAAGACAAUAACCAAUGCAAAAUAGUCUUCUUUAGAUGAAAGAAAGAAAUCGUCAGACCAAACGAUUAUUCUGAAUAAUUGUUACGCGCGAUCAGUUUUUUAAUUUUAUUACUUAAAAUUAAUUAAGAUAAAUGCGUGAUGUGAUUAAUAACAGUCGAGAAUAAUUAAUGUUAUAUUAUUUCCGAGAAUUUCUCAUAUUGUUUUUGCAUAAGAGAUAAGGAAGUUCUUAUAUUUCAUAUAUAUUCAAAUAUUUUUCAUUUUUUAACAUUUGUCUAUUCUUCUGUUUUUUCUUUCAAUUCUUCCAAUUGUUUUAUGUUAGCUUCGCUAUGUAUUUCAUUAAUGGGGCUUAAGAUAUUUGAUUCUUUAUUAGUUACAUAAAGUAUAAAAUUUGCUAAAUAUCUUGUCACUUUACAUACUUUCUUAGAGCCACCACUAGUAAUAUCGCUUAUACAAACAUUUUUUUUAUAAAUAUUCUGUUACAUAUUUGUUUUAUUGAUACAUGUAAAUUAAUAAUGCUUAUAGCAUCAGUAUCUCCUCUAUUCUACAACCUAUUUAAUUGUUGCUCGAAAGUUGUCUUGUUAAUCGCAUCAACAUCAAUCUUAAGCCAUGUUAAAAAUGUUACGAUUAAAUUCAUAACAAAUUUCUCUAUAGGAUUUUUUUUAAGAUUACGUAUCCUUGAUAGAAAAUUAAUGUCACGCAACAAAUUCUGAAGUUUUUUUAAAUCAGAAUUUAUAAUUGUUUCGAUCGAUGAAUUACAAAUAAUAUUUUAACUUAUUAUAAAACAUAUAUAACAUAAAUCUAACAUAAAUAUAAGAACUGUAAUUAAAAUUGACUGUUAUCUAUCAUUCUUAAAAAAUAAUAUAUAAAAAUACGUAGUAUAAGUUUGAUUCCAAACUUUUUGGACACCCUGUCUAUAAAUGACUGUCAUGUACAUGUAUUUUUAUAUAAUAUUAUUCCUUUAGAGAAUGAUUGAUAACGGUCAAUUUUAAUCACUGAUUUAUUCGGUAUCUAGCACUCAAAAAAUACGAUAAAGAGUGUUAAAUAAAUAUGCCUUUGGGAUUUUAAUUCUUUCAGCUCUCAUCUUUGAAAGUAUAUAGUAGUUAUGUCAAAAAAGUAAAAAGUAAAAAUGAAACGAAAUAAGAAAAAAUAAUCAUACUGUUAGACUUAAGAUCGUCAUUAAAACAUAAUUUUAUUUGUUUCUCGAUUUAUGAACAUUUAUUUCAGAGUUUGUUACAAAAAGAAAUAAUACUAAUUAAAUAUUUUAAAUAAUCAGUUAAUAAGUCAGGAAAAAUUUAAGUUUGAUUACACGAAGUAACAUCGUUUCAUACCUACAUAUAAAAUAAUUCCAAUUAUGUAAAAUUUAUUGAAUGCGAAUUAUUUUCAUAUUAUAAAAAUAGGUGAAAUAACAAUUUCAUUUGCUCAGAUGUUUUAUAGGAGACCAAGAAAUCAUAUUAAUUUGAUCAUUCCGAUUGCAAUGCAUUUAUAAUAGAUUUAUACGAAAAGCACGAUUAAAUAAGUAACAAUUAUGUACAGAAUGAUGCAAAUUAUUAUACAAACCAAUAAUAUGAUUUAUCCAUUUGUUUACUGAUUACGCAUACUGAAUUUUCUUAUUUUAUAUCUUUGUUUUUGUAUAUUAUAAGAAUAAAUAUUUUUAACGAAA